AUGAGGAAUCAGACAGAGAUUUCCUCUUUUACCCUUGUAGGUCUAUCAGACCAUCCACUGACCAUGAAUGCACUUUUUGGGCUUUUCCUUCUGAUCUAUCUGAUGACUCUUAUCACAAACCUCCUUAUAUUUUUCUUGGUCCUCACUGACCACCAUCUGCACAACCCAAUGUAUUUUUUUCUUGCCAACUUGGCAUUUGUGGACAUGUCCUAUUCAUCAGUGACCGCACCGAGGAUGCUCUAUGACUUGGCCAUGAAGAGCCGAUCAAUAUCCAUUCCUGCCUGUAUAGCCCAAGUCUUUUUCUACCUCUCUUUUCUUUCUUCAGAAAUUUUCUUGCUCUCGGCUAUGUCCUACGACCGCUACAUUGCCAUCUGCCACCCCCUACAUUACAAACUAAUUAUUUCUUGGAGGGUCUGUGCCUAUAUGGCCUCCAUGGUCUGGGUUGCUGGAUGUACAAAUGCUUUGGUUCAUGCUUUACUUUUGCUCAGGUUGUCCUUCUGCAGAACAUCUUCCAUCCAAAACUUCUUUUGCGAUCUUCCACACUUAUAUCAGAUUACAUGUACUGACCCCUUCAUAAACAUGGUGGUCUUAUUCCUAGAAGGUGCUAGUGUUGGACUGGGAGCCUUUCUUUUGACCUUUCUUCCAUAUGUCUAUAUUUUCAGAAAGAGGAAAGCAUUCUCCACCUGCACCUCACACCUCACCGUGGUCUUCAUCUUUUAUGGCUCCUUAAUUUUCAUUUACUUGGUUCCAUCUUCCAGCAAUAUGGUCAAUUUAGAAAAAAACGUUUUCAGUCAUAUCUGCCCUCAUUAA
Messenger RNA from Staurois parvus, 810 nucleotides. The record is from the annotation of a GenBank genome assembly. NCBI's taxonomy places the organism in Eukaryota, Metazoa, Chordata, Amphibia, Anura, Ranidae.